GAACCUGGGUAUAAGAAGUGAUACUACUAUCAGCAAAAGUUUGUCCUAUCAGAAAAUGAUGAUGAUUUCCAUAAAAAGCUAACAAAACACUGUGUAGAAGGUAUUGCAUGGGUUCUGCAUUACUACUGUCAAGGGACCCCUUCAUGGCAAUGGUAUUACCCAUAUCAUUUUGCACCUUAGGCUUCAUGUCAGACUUCAAAGGUUUGGAUUACAUGCAAGUAGAAUUUACUCUCAGACAGCCAUUCAAACCAUAUGAGCAACUUAUGGGUGUUUUCCCCCCUGCUAGGUAUGUUCAUGUUGACUCACCAGUAUUGCCAGUCACAAGCAUAUACCCCAAAGAAUCUCCAAUUCAUGAUUUCUACCCAUCAAUCUUCCAGAUCGACAUGAAUGGCCUGGGGAAGAAGAUGUUGUGGCAAGGUAUUGCUCUCUUUAGUACCUUUCAUAGACAAGAAAAGGCUAUUGGAUGCGAUG
Messenger RNA from Suillus subaureus, 471 nucleotides. RefSeq lists its product as uncharacterized. The record is from RefSeq and is a predicted model, not a curated record. Gene Ontology annotation, biological process: nuclear-transcribed mRNA catabolic process. The transcript is spliced from 4 exons. The annotation marks the transcript as partial. Gene Ontology annotation, molecular function: 5'-3' RNA exonuclease activity; RNA binding. Gene Ontology annotation, cellular component: nucleus. Lineage: Eukaryota; Fungi; Basidiomycota; Agaricomycetes; Boletales; Suillaceae.